AUGAGUGGUGCGGCUCAAGACUUUAAGCUGAGUGCUGUCCUCAGUGGCCACCAGAGCGAUGUCCGAGCAGUGCUUCUCCCAGACCCUUCUUUUGCGGUGACUGCCUCGAGAGAUGGCUCAACCCGUGUAUGGAAGCAGACAUCCACCAGUCCUCCCAGAUACGAUCCCACCGAAUCCUCACAGGGUGCACAAUUCAAGACCUGCCUGGCAUAUAUCCCUCCGGAAAAGGAAUACCCGGAUGGUCUCAUUCUCUCCUCGGGACAAGAUGCGCUCAUCGAAGCCAGGCAGCCAUCAUUGACCGCCGAUGUGAAUGCAGAUGCCAUUAUGGUCGGACACAGUAACCAAGUGUGUUCCUUGGAUGUCUGCGCAAGAGGCGGCUACUUUGUCAGUGGCAGUUGGGAUAGUACGGCAAAGUUAUGGGCCAUUGGUAGAUGGGAGGCUUCCCUGGACUUGCCAGGCCAUACGGCUACAGUGUGGGCUGUGCUGGCUUAUGACCGGGAUACCAUUGUUACUGGAUGUGCAGACCGAGCGAUUAGAGUCUUUGACACUCGGGGCAAGAUGUUGCUGUCCUGGGAUGGUAAAGACAUCGUGCGCGCUCUUGCGAGGCUGCCUGAAGGACAUCCGACUGGCGCUCAGAUCGCUUCUUCGUCAAACGACGGCGUGAUCCGUCUAUGGACCUUGAAAGGGGAGCUUGUGGCAGAACUGUUCGGACACGAAUCAUUCAUCUAUUCUUUGGCCGUGCUGCCGUCCGGCGAAAUUGUCAGUUCCGGAGAGGAUCGUUCGGUUCGGAUAUGGCAAGGCACGAAUUGCAUUCAAGUUAUUACAUUACCCGCAAUCUCUGUCUGGAGUGUGUCUGCCUGUCCUAACGGCGAUAUCAUUGUCGGAUCCAGUGACAAGCUGGCAAGAAUCUUCACCAGAAGUCCGGAGAGAGUGGCUGAUCAAGAGACGCUGGCAUCCUUCGAAGAGUCACUCAAGGCAUCAAGCAUUCCACAGCAACAAGUCGGCGCAAUCAAUAUGACGGACCUCCCGGGCCCUGAGUUCCUCCAACGGAAAGCUGGUACAAAAGAAGGUCAGAGUCAGAUUAUCAAAGAAGACGAUGGCAGUGCAUGCUUGUACCAGUGGUCCAUGUCACAGCAGCAAUGGAUUAAGAUUGGUCAAGUUGUGGAUUCGGCUGGCUCAAGCGGAAAGACUACCUACAACGGAAAGGAAUAUGACUACGUUUUCGAUAUUGACAUCGAGGACGGCAAGCCUCCACUGAAGCUGCCGUACAACGUCACCCAGAACCCAUACGACGCUGCCACCAAGUUCCUUCAAGACCACGAGCUUCCGCUGUCAUAUCUUGAAGAAACAGCCAACUUCAUCAUCAAGAACACUCAGGGGGCCACACUAGGUCAGUCACAGCCUGUUGGUGCCGAUCCUUGGGGCACAGAGAAUCGAUACAGACCGGGCGAGGUGUCAACAUCAUCCUACCCAGCAGCCCCUCCUCCAGCCAAGAAACUUCUUCCGCAAAAGGACUACCUACCCGUUGUUAUUGGCAAGCCAACUGCAGCGAUGGGACAGAUUGUAAAGAAGAACGCGGAGUAUGGCCAGAGUGACAGCCGUCUGUCGUCGGACGAGAUUGAAACCCUGACGGCCGUUACCCAACAGUUGGAGAAAUACAACUUCCAGAGCACUCCAUCCCUGGCAGCGUCCCCAAGUCUUGAAGCUGCGAUUCCGGUAUUGACGAAGAUUGUGACUGAGUGGCAACCACCUGCCAACCGCCUCGCUGGUCUUGACCUACUUCGAUUCAUUGCGGCUGCCGCGAAGCAAUUCCCUUCCGCAAGCGCCGAUGGGAUGGACAUUGUGGCAAGCAUUCUGGGCAGUGGCAUUUUUGAUCCUGAUUUUGUCCGCUCGAACAACAAGCUAGCAAUGAUAGCGAUGCGCUUCUUCUCCAAUCUGAUGUAUGGAUCGGCAAACGGGCGUGACCUGGUCAAGGAGCACUUGGACAAUAUCAUUGAGAGCCUGAAGCCGAUGUCGGCCAUUGUAUCAUCUGAUGUCUCUGUUGCCGUCGCCCUGACGACCCUCUAUCUCAACAUUUCCGUCCUCAUUACCACUGACAAGAGUCUGGAUGCCGAAACGAGCGCAAACUAUGGCCUAUCCCUGGUGGAGGAGCUGACCAAGGUGCUUUCUACAUUCCCUGCCGUCAACCACACGGCGACAGCAAGUCCUUCGGCACAGUCGACAGAACCAGCUUACCGCAGCAUCGUCGCCUUGGGCACGGUGCUCAUCGGUCUGAGCCGACCCGACCUCGCAACAGCAGCAAAGGACAUUUUCGAUGUACCCAAGGCUUUGGGGGAAUUACGGAGCAAGAAAUACCUAGAGGAGCCGAGAUUCAAAACAGUGGUUGGGGAGAUCCAAGCAGCAUUGCGGUGA
Messenger RNA from Exophiala dermatitidis NIH/UT8656, 2412 nucleotides. RefSeq names its product protein phosphatase. The transcript is spliced from 2 exons. The coding region runs from base 1 to 2412 and encodes 803 amino acids. Gene Ontology annotation, molecular function: ubiquitin binding. The record is from RefSeq and is a predicted model, not a curated record. Lineage: Eukaryota; Fungi; Ascomycota; Eurotiomycetes; Chaetothyriales; Herpotrichiellaceae. Gene Ontology annotation, biological process: ubiquitin recycling; proteasome-mediated ubiquitin-dependent protein catabolic process. Gene Ontology annotation, cellular component: nucleus; cytoplasm.